AUGGAGGCUCUUCAGGUGGUUUCGUCGGCUACCCAGAUCAUUUCCUGCAUGGUGGGAGCUGUUAGGGCACUGAAGGAAGCAUCCACAGCUAUUGAUGAGGCUCCAAACAGAGUUCAGAGCCUGGAGGUUUUCGCUUCCGAGCUCGAGAACCUGGCCAGGCAUGCCAAGCAGAAACAUGGCCACAAGCUCCAUAGCUCUAGGCUGGAGCAGCAGAUACAGAGCCUAACUGGACUCGUUGAGCGGCUGCACCCCAACAUUAGGAAGAUGAGGAGGAUCGUGUCCAAGAGCAAAAUGAAGAACAUGGCGAGGAUCUUUUGGUACUCUGUUGCCGGCGAUCCGUUCUCGAGAUUGAUCGACUUAAUUCACGCCGACUUGAACUGGUGGCUCGAGCUCCAGACGAUAUCAGAAAAUGUGCAGAGAGCUAUUGAUUCUACCGCAGACAGCGUCUCUCUUAUACACAGGAUCAAUGUCGAACAAGGGUACCCAGAAUCCAGCAAGUGUUUCCAUGUCCGAAGAUUACUAGAACAGGAGGAUUCCCGCCGGGUGAUCUUGAUUGUGGGUCUCUCCGGCAUUGGAAAAUCCUGUUUGGCCCGCCAAGUCGCUGCUGAUCCCCCAAAGGCGUUUGUCGAUGGUGCCGUCGAGCUUGUUUUCGGGCAGUGGUGCAGCAGAGCAUCCUCUCACGGGAGCAAAGCCGAGUACCACAAGCGCUUGUCCAAGAAAUUAUGUAGACUCCUGGUGAAGCUCGGUUUCAUGAAGGCCAGGGAAGCUCCGACUUUAGAUCUGGAAGACGUAUGGUACAUGCUUCAGGCGGCACUGGCUGGGAAGAGCAUCCUGCUGCUUCUUGAUGACGUUUGGGAGCAGGACAUUGUCGAAAGAUUCACAAAGCUGCAUGAUAAUCGCUGCAGAUACUUGGUAACAACGAGAAAUGAGGGAGUCUAUGAAAUCACAGAGGCUGAAAAGGUUGAGAUAUGCAAGGAUGAUGUCAUGGAGAUGAGCAAGGAGAUCCUCCUUUAUCACAGCCUGCUUUCCCGAGAAGAACUCCCGGUAUGAACUCCAGACUCCAUGGUACCAUUUGAUCUCGUCUAUCUUUGCCUCUAAUUUCUUCAUGAGUAAGUGGGUGGCAUUUAUCGCAAGAUCUGCCUCAAAAUUAUGGACUGAUACAUAAUCUAAUCUGGGAACACAGCAAUUGAUCCAAAUAUUCCAAAUUCACAGAGAGAACACAAACUUGAUCAUGAUUAUUCCUCGUUAAAUUUCUUGAUUUCGGAAAGUAGAUGGAUGAUCCCUCAAUCAGUCUGGGUUUCUCCAUCCGCAAUCCUUGUAGACAGAAGAAAAGAAAAAAAAAUGAAGAAACUGAGUCUCGUUCUGAACUUUACUCUUUCUUGUCAGGCUGUUGCAGAGGCCUUGCUGGACCGUUGUGGGCACCAUCCUCUCACCGUUGCUGUGAUGGGCAAAGCCCUGAGAAAAGAGACAAGUGCAGAUAAAUGGAAGAAAGCUAUUGGUAACCUUUCCACGUAUGCCACGUGUGCACCGGGGCCAGUUUCCUAUGUCAACGAGAAGGAAGCUGAGAACACAGUGACCAUCUUCGGAUCAUUUGAAUUUAGUUUGCAGGAUAUGCCAGAGGAUUCUCGGAGGCUUUUUAUGAUUCUAGCCGCCAUUUCAUGGGCCGAACCCGUGCCUGAAAUCUGCUUGGAGGUUCUCUGGUCUGCACUUGGGCAUGAGACCAUCUUCCCCCUGGUGGUCAGCAAGCUGGUUGAGGGCUCCCUUCUAAUAAAGACUAAUCCAGAGUACCAUGUCCAUGACAUGGUUGCUCUAUACCUUGAAGGCAAGGUGAACGGUGCAGUUGAAACCCUCCUGACAGGAUCCUCUGAUGAGGCUGCAGCAGCUGUCGCUCCGUGGCUUUUUGUUUUUGGUAAAGAUGAAGUGAAGAACUGUGCUGAGGAGAAGAUGAAGGUACUUAUUAGUUUAUCUCAUGAAAGGGAGGCCGUGGUCGCAUUAGAGUCGAUGGUUCAAGCUCUAAUGGCGAGCAAGUCCAUCUCUGAGUUAGAAGCUAGCAGGAAGAGCUUCAGCAGCAUGGUUGGCCCCAAGUUCGCCGAGUUCGUUUCCUCUGGUUCUCCAGCCACUGUUGCCGCGCUUGCUAAGGUCAUCAGAGACCUAUUUGCAAAGGAGGACUAUUACGAGUACGCUCAUUCCCUGGAGAACACAGAAGCCAUUGAUAAGCUGCUGGAACUGCUAAGAAGUUGCAGUGACCCAGCGACUCAAACCAGCUUAUUUCAUUUGGUUGCAAAGCUUGCCGAACAUGGGAGUUGCAGAACAAUCGGUAAGGUUCUGGUGAGUGUCCCCAUGGAUCAUCUUGCAGAACUGUUGUCGCCCAAUGCAGAACAAUGGCACGAUUCUGUUUUUGGGACCAUAAUGUCCUUCAUCAAAGCUGGGAAAUCUGAGGCAGUGCAGAUGAUGCUUGACUCAGGGAUUGACAGAGGCCUCAUUGAUCUUCUGGAACGGGGCUCAGAGGUUGCUCAGCACCACGCCAUAGCUGUUCUAAAAGCUUUCUACGAGAUGGGCGGGCUGCGCGGACGUUUCCAGGCCGGUCAGCUGAAUCUUCUUCCCUGGGAUGCAAGACUGAGCCUGGAGAGAUUCGUCUUGUCUGAUAGAUCCACAGCGGCAUCGCCAAGGCCUCAGACGGAGGAAGAGACCUUCGAUACGAUUGUAGGUGGAGACCGUAAGCAGAUCCUGAAGGCCAUGCAGGAUCUCAUUCCAAUCAUCGAGAAGGCUGGGAAUCCGAGAAUCCGGGAGAUGAUAUUACGCAGCCCCUUGGUAGAAAGUUUGGCAGACAUGUUGAGGAAUGUGAGUUCCGACCAGGAUAGGAUGGAAUCGGCCUUCCUGCUGACGACACUGGCUUGCUCAGGCGGAGAAUCAGUCCUGCAGAGGUUGCUCGAUCACGAUGUUGUUUCUGAGCUGGUGAAGAUGAUGAAUAGCCAGGUAGUGGACGUGCAGGAUUCAGCCUAUACGGCGCUCCAUCAGAUUCUGUUCUGUGGGGAAGAAAACAAGGUUCUGAAACAGAUCCUGAAGCCCGGCCAGAUGGAGAAGUUGGUUCAGUCUCUCAGCGGUAGAUCCUUCAAGACCAAGGAGCUGAGCAUGCUGCUGAUCCUCGAUUUAGUCGAAAUGGGAAACAAACCCUGCGUGGAGCGGAUGUUCGCCCUGCAGGUGGUGGAGAAGCUCGUCAACCUGGAGAAAUCAGGCGGCGUCUUCAGCGGUGUCCUCGUGAACUUCCUCAAGGGGCUCGACAAGUGCAAGAAUCUCUCUGCCGCCGAGAGGCAGGUGAUGAGGCAGCAGGUCGUCAAGAAAGUUAAGGCCUCCAUCAAGGGCCACAAGAUCGAAUCGAGAAUCAUCGCCGCAGUCGAGGAUUACCUUUCUGAUGGAUCCUGGGGUUCGAGCAGCAGCAGCCGCAGCUGCAGCCGCAGACCAAAGCGGUAG
Spirodela intermedia is the source of this 3471-nucleotide messenger RNA. The record is from the annotation of a GenBank genome assembly. NCBI's taxonomy places the organism in Eukaryota, Viridiplantae, Streptophyta, Magnoliopsida, Alismatales, Araceae.